This is a messenger RNA of Electrophorus electricus (electric eel), 1408 nucleotides long. RefSeq names its product UFM1-specific peptidase 1 (gene ufsp1). Gene Ontology annotation, molecular function: deUFMylase activity. The record is from RefSeq and is a predicted model, not a curated record. NCBI's taxonomy places the organism in Eukaryota, Metazoa, Chordata, Actinopteri, Gymnotiformes, Gymnotidae.
GCGUCCAAAGUACUAUUUUUUCACCAAGAUUCUCCAGCUUUUUUCUCCACAUUUUACAAUCAAGCUCCCAUUCUCAGAAACGUCGUCGUAUUUAGAAUGGCCGGAGGAUAAUCUGGUAGACUCAAGUGAGCGGUAGACUUCACGUUGCUUUGCAAACUGUUUCUCGAACGUCUUCUCUGACUGUCCAGAAAAUUAAUUGGUACUCAGACUGUUGAAUAAAGGUCGGAUAAUUGAAAUCAUGGCGGCAAAUAAAUUGUCAUUUUAAUUUAUUAAUGAUAGGUUACGUGUUUGGACUGAGAAUCGAAACGCGCUACAAACUCCUGAGUAUAGCCACUAGCACACCUCUAAUCAACCUACACCUGCUAACGCAUCGAUGGUGGAACUGUUUAAUAUGUGUCACCGCAUACGCGGGAAGGAUUUUGUAGUCGGACAAGAUAACUAGACUUCCCUAGCUAGUUUUUGGAUGUGCGGGGUUCAUUUGUCAUAAUUUGUGGACACAUCUUAUUCUGAACAUUAUGUAAGGGAGCGUUUCCCCCCAGUAUACACAUAUGUACCAAAAAUAGAAAAUUGUAUAAAUUUAAGUCGAAUUUAAGACAUUUAUAGCGACGUGGCCUGUGCACUGCUAUGGACAGGAAAAUCGGGACCGAAAGUGAAGAGAGCGAUCGGAGAGGGCGAGUACACGGACGAGAUGUGUCCACCAUCACAAACACAACUUUGCCACAUGCUUUAUUGAAGAAUCCUCACGAGGGACUGCGUCCGCCCUUGGCCGACUAUGCCAGCUGUUCUCUGGUGUCCGGGGACUGUCUCUACUACCACUACGGCUGUGACGGUGAAGAUGACCGAGGCUGGGGCUGCGGGUACCGCACCGUUCAGACCAUGUGCUCUUGGCUGCGUUCCGGACCUCCCCCGAGCCUCCGUGCCGUCCAGCAGCUCCUGGUCACAAUAGGAGACAAGCCCGCGUCGUUCCCGGGGUCCCGAGGGUGGAUAGGAACGUGCGAGGCCGCCAUGGUCCUGGACCAGCUUUAUGACGUUGCGUGUCGCAUUGUGCACGUGCGGAGUGGUGGGGCGGAGCUCGAGGGAGCAGCGAGGGAGCUUCACCAGCAUUUCCUCACCCACGCGAGCCCUGUCAUGAUGGGUGGAGACAGGGACAACUCCUCCAAGUGCGUCCUUGGUGUGUGCACUGGGGAACAGGGCAGCUACCUACUGAUAAUGGACCCCCACUACUACGGUCCUGCCCCGGAUAAGGAAUCUCUGCAGAGACAAGGCUGGGUGUCGUGGAAACGAGUGCAGUCUCUAGAUCAGUGCUCCUUCUAUAACCUCUGUCUUCCACAGACAAAAAAGUGAUUGUUGCGCUAAUGUUCUCCUUCUGUUGAUCUCUAACUGGCUAUGGCAUAAAUGCCCAAAGUUC